UAUUAGAUGUAAAAACUUUUCAAGCAGUGUUAAGUUUGGAAUUGGUGUUUGUUCUAUCAAGGUCAAAAGGGUUUUAGCCAUGCUGUACAACUAUUUAAUCUGGUUUUACUUCCUAAAUCUUCUACUAGUCACACUAUCCCGAGAGAUCUGCAGUGUACAAACCCUCCGUGAUUCGAAAAUCACACGUCGUUCUUCUGUCCCUCCUAGUUUAUUAAACAACUUCCCAAUUGAAUGCAACGUCUUCGUUGCUGGGACAGGAGAACAGGUUGUACAAACCUCAAGUAAUGGGGAGAAAGAUGUAGAUGACCACGAACAGGUUCUCGACCUUAACCAAACGCUGGCAGUAACAGUUGCCUUGCAACCAGAAAACACCGUCUGCUAUGACGAUCUGGGUUGCAUUACUCGUUUCUCGUUUGCUGACCCGUUACUAUGGCCGAUUAAUUUAUUGCCAGAGGACAGAGAAAAGAUCGAUACUCAUUUCACGCUCCACACAAGAGAAAACCCUAAUCCGCAGCCUCCAAUUCGAAUAUCAGCUGACGAUCCAAAUAUGAUUUCUGCAACGACAUUUAAAGCGACUCGCCAAACAAAAUUUUUUAUCCAUGGCUGGAACAACGAUGGAUAUGAAGAGAUCUUCCAAGAAUUAUUACAAAACCUAUUGAAAAAGGGCGAUUUCAAUGUGAUUGGCGUUCAUUGGGGUGGAGGUUCGUUUGCUAUUUAUUUCCAAGCGCACGCCAACACUCGCCUAGUUGGUCUGGAAAUUGCUCUACUUGUCAACACAAUGGUGGAGAAACUUGAUGUCAAGGCGGCCGACGUUCAUUUGAUUGGGCACAGCCUCGGUGCACACACUGCAGGCUACGCCGGAGAGCAGAUUCCUAAUCUGGGACAAAUUACAGGUCUGGAUCCUGCCGGACCAUAUUUCCGGAGAAUGCCCUCCUUUGCUCGUUUAGAUUACACCGAUGCUCAAUUUGUUGACGGCGUUCAUACUGACGGUGGUUUCAUAGGUAUUAAAGAACCUGCGGGUCACUUAGAUUUCUAUCCAAACGGCGGUGGAAACCAGCCCGGUUGUCAAACUUCUGAGUGGUCGGACUUUUGUGAUCCUUUUGCCGCUUUGACAGACACUAUUGGUUGUGAUCACAUGCGAGCAAUUCAUUACUACAGCUCAUCUCUAAAGGAUAUCUGCCAAACUGUUGGAUACGAAUGCUCUGAUUAUGAUUCCUUCAAUAACGGCAAGUGCACAUCAUGCGGAUCGGACAAUACCAAGUGUGCCCUUUUUGGAUUGGAUGCUAUUAAAUAUCCAUCCCGAGCCCGGGUUAAUGUCAAACUUUACUUCAAUACUGUCAAAGAUGAUCCAUAUUGCGCAUUCCAGUAUAUCGUUUCAGUUAAAUUGGCUAACCCUCGUGUUGCCAAACCCACUGUUAGCGGCUUACUCCGAUUGUCUGUAAUGGGAGAAACAGACUUCAUCCCUAAUUUUUCGCUGCCGAAGUCGGUUUUGGAGCACGGCAAAGAUCACCGGUUUCUCGUGAGUUCCCCAUCUAGCCUGGGCCCAAUCAAAAAAGUCUUUCUUCAAUGGAUAUACAUCCAUUUCGAUUUGCUAGAUCCCAGUUGCUUUUUUGGGAUCUGCAACAAAAGACUUUACGUCAACAGCGUCACCGUAUCAUUGGUCAACAGUUAUCCGGAAACGAACAAAAUCGCCAACACUUAUGUGAAUUGUCCACGUUAUUCACCUGCAGUUAUUCCCCCGUUUCAAAACAUGGAAUUCAGUGUUGAAAACAGUUGUUCUUCAACCUUCCAGCUUCUAAAUGUUAUCUGGAAUGUUGAGCCUUGGAUUUUUUACUAACGGUAGAGUUGUCACGUGGAGUUAAUUUAAACCAUUAAAAAUUUAAACAUUUUAA
Molecule: messenger RNA, 1892 nt
Organism: Daphnia magna
Lineage: Eukaryota; Metazoa; Arthropoda; Branchiopoda; Diplostraca; Daphniidae
Product: pancreatic lipase-related protein 2
Exons: 11
Coding region: 80-1837 (585 amino acids)
Biological process (GO): lipid metabolic process
Molecular function (GO): protein binding; lipase activity
Source: RefSeq, a predicted model, not a curated record